Nerophis lumbriciformis (worm pipefish) is the source of this 5670-nucleotide messenger RNA. RefSeq names its product nudix (nucleoside diphosphate linked moiety X)-type motif 3b (gene nudt3b). Gene Ontology annotation, biological process: adenosine 5'-(hexahydrogen pentaphosphate) catabolic process; diadenosine hexaphosphate catabolic process; diphosphoinositol polyphosphate metabolic process. Gene Ontology annotation, cellular component: cytoplasm; nucleus. Gene Ontology annotation, molecular function: endopolyphosphatase activity; bis(5'-adenosyl)-hexaphosphatase activity; diphosphoinositol-polyphosphate diphosphatase activity. The record is from RefSeq and is a predicted model, not a curated record. Lineage: Eukaryota; Metazoa; Chordata; Actinopteri; Syngnathiformes; Syngnathidae.
UACGCUGGCGGAGCGAAUAAAGCUUCACUUACGUCGUGGGCGCAGUGGCUCCUUGUAAUGGCGACCGUGCCGCGGAUGCGCCCGAGCUCUCUCUCUGUGAAAAUGAAGCGAAGAAGAAGUUAUUUCCACUGAAUUGCCAAGGAAGAGGACUUCUCUGCGCCCUCGCGAACGUGCUCGACUUCGCCGCUGCUUUUUUGUUUUUGUUGGAGGGGGAACGUCUGCGCCUCCCACCUCCGCCCCGCGAUGAUGAAGCUCAAGUCCAACCAGACCCGGACGUACGACGGGGACGGCUACAAGAAGCGGGCCGCCUGCCUGUGCUUCCGGAGCGAAUCGGAGGAGCAGGUGCUGCUGGUGAGCAGCAGCAGACAUCCUGACAAGUGGAUCGUUCCCGGAGGGGGCAUGGAACCCGAGGAGGAGCCCAACGUCGCCGCUGCCCGGGAAGUGUGCGAAGAGGCAGGGGUGAAAGGAACGUUGGGUCGCUUGGUGGGCGUGUUUGAGAACCAGGAGAGGAAGCACAGAACCUUCGUGUACGUUCUGAUCGUGACAGAAGUUCUAGAAGACUGGGAGGACUCGCUCAACAUUGGGAGGAAAAGGGAGUGGUUUAAAAUCCAGGAGGCGGUGGACUUGUUGCGCUGUCACAAGCCCGUGCAGGCCACCUACUUCCAGGCCCUCCAGGAGACCUGCCCCACCAGCAACGGGACCCCUCUGGUGGCCACGAUAGGCGGGGACCUGCCCCCCACCUACACCCUCACCCAGAGCUCCGUCUCGGAUGUCAGAUAACUAAAAACCUCUUCUUCUGCUCUGCCUUGCCAACUCUGCCGUGCCAUGGCGGCACAGACUGCAUGAAAACAACCUUUGCCCCCCCCCCCCCCCCCCCGGCCCUACGGACGCACCUUACCAACGCAAAGAAGGACCUUUUUACCGUCGUCAUGUAAACGUGUGUAUCUAGUGCUUUUCAACAGCCUCCAUUUUCUUUCUCCGGCCACACCCCUCUUUUUAGAUGCUCCCGUGUACAGUCUGGAACAAUCACUCGGCGGGGGAGUGACAGAAUGUCAACAUUUCAGCGUUUCCUCCCACAUAUCACCCACUUCCUGUCCGUUUGCUUCGAUUGUUUACAUUUUUUGCCCCCCGGUAGCGUUGAAUCCGCACCCCUCCCGGAAACUUCACCAGUCCGAGCACAAAAAAGCCUUGAACACUUUGUUGUCCACACCUUCUUUCUUGUCGGACACACCAAGACUCUCUUAGGCCGGCGGCGUUAUAUACUGUGAAACUGUAGGAGAGGACUUGUUGUAAAUUAUUUCUGUAUAGAUCAACUGGGGAGUGAGAAUCCUGCGAGCAUGCGAGACGGGUCCUUUUUGAAGUCUGCGUUCUGACACGGGCUGAUUUCUUUCUGGACCACGGUCCUCCCAGCUGUGACCAGAUGUUGUAUGCGUGAAAUGGAUGGUGGCAGUGGAAUUAACGCCGGAUCUUCUGUCACCACCCUGGCGGGUUGGAGGGAUCCCUUGUUUUUGGGGAAGUUGCUGACUGUGCAAGAAGAGGUCACCGCGAACAGGUUUUCCCUUCUUAUCACAACGACUGAAUACAAGCGACUUCCUCAACCAGUUCAAAAACAAACACGAGGAGUCUUUAUUUUUAUUGGCGCCUAUCAGAAAAGGCCAAAGUCUGGGUUUACGACGGUCUUUCAUGGAGUCUGGAUGCGACUGUGGAGGGCGUUGACCUCGAAGGUCUGACGUCCGAUCAGAUACUUGGUCCUGGUCUAACGCUACUUUGUGCUAAACGUGGUGCUUGAUUUGAUUUGUCUGCUUUCAAAACGACGUCCCUGACUCCCAAGUUACCACGGUCUACAAGUGGACUGUAGUAGCAAGUUACCACAGUCUACAAGUGGACUGUAGUAGCAAGUUACCACGGUCUACAAGUGGACUGUAGUAGCAAGUUACCUCGGUCUACAAGUGGACUGUAGUAGCAACGUUUGGUUGAAGGUGUCCACUUUGACUCCCAAGUUACCACGGUCUACAAGUGGACUGUAGUAGCAAGUUACCACGGUCUACAAGUGGACUGUAGUAGCAACGUUUAGUUGAAGGUGUCCACUUUGACUCCUAAGUUACCUCGGUCUACAAGUGGACUGUAGUAGCAAGUUAUCACGGUCUUCAAGUGGACUGUAGUAGCAAGUUACCACGGUCUACAAGUGGACUGUAGUAGCAAGUUACCACGGUCUACAAGUGGACUGUAGUAGCAAGUUAUCACGGUCUACAAGUGGACUGUAGUAGCAAGUUAUCACGGUCUACAAGUGGACUGUAGUAGCAAGUUACCACGGUCUACAAGUGGACUGUAGUAGCAAGUUACCACGGUUUACAGGUGGGCUGUAGUAGCAAGUUACCACGGUCUACAAGUGGACUGUAGUAGCAAGUUACCACGGUCUACAAGUGGACUGUAGUAGCAAGUUACCACGGUCUACAAGUGGACUAGUAGCAACGUUAAGUUGAAGGUGUCCACUUUUACUCCCAAGUUACCACAGUCUACAAUUGGACUGUAGUAGCAAGUUACCACGGUCUACAAGUGGACUGUAGUAGCAAGUUACCACGGUCUACAAGUGGACUGUAGUAGCAAGUUACCACGGUCUACAAGUGGACUGUAGUAGCAACGUUUGGUUGAAGGUGUCCACUUUGACUCCCAAGUUACCACGGUCUAUAAGUGGACUGUAGUAGCAAGUUACCACGGUCUACAAGUGGACUGUAGUAGCAAGUUACCACGGUCUACAAGUGGACUGUAGUAGCAAGUUGCCACGGUCUACAAGUGGACUGUAGUAGCAACGUUUAGUUGAAGGUGUCUACUUUGACUCCCAAGUUACCACGGUCUACAAGUGGACUGUAGUAGCAAGUUACCAUGGUCUACAAGUGGACUGUAGUAGCAACGUUUAGUUGAAGGUGUCCACUUUGACUCCCAAGUUACCACGGUCUACAAGUGGACUGUAGUAGCAAGUUACCACGGUCUACAAGUGGACUGUAGUAGCAAGUUACCACGGUCUACAAGUGGACUGUAGUAGCAAGUUACCACGGUCUACAAGUGGACUGUAGUAGCAAGUUACCACGGUCUACAAGUGGACUGUAGUAGCAAGUUACCACGGUCUACAAGUGGACUGUAGUAGCAACGUUUGGUUGAAGGUGUCCACUUUGACUCCCAAGUUACCACGGUCUACAAGUGGACUGUAGUAGCAAGUUACCACGGUCUACAAGUGGACUGUAGUAGCAACGUUUAGUUGAAGGUGUCCACUUUGACACCCAAGUUACCACGGUCUACAAGUGGACUGUAGUAGCAAGUUACCACGGUCUACAAGUGGACUGUAGUAGCAAGUUACCACGGUCUACAAGUGGACUGUAGUAGCAAGUUACUACGGUCUACAAGUGGACUGUAGUAGCAAGUUACCACGGUCUACAAGUGGACUGUAGUAGCAAGUUACCACGGUCUACAAGUGGCCUGUAGUAGCAACGUUUGGUUGAAGGUGUACACUUUGACUCCCAAGUUACCACGGUCUAUAAGUGGACUGUAGUAGCAAGUUACCACGGUCUACAAGUGGACUGUAGUAGCAAGUUACCACGGUCUACAAGUGGACUGUAGUAGCAAGUUACCACGGUCUACAAGUGGACUGUAGUAGCAAGUUACCACGGUCUACAAGUGGACUGUAGUAGCAACGUUUGGUUGAAGGUGUCCACUUUGACUCCCAAGUUACCACGGUCUACAAGUGGACUGUAGUAGCAAGUUACCACGGUCUACAAGUGGACUGUAGUAGCAACGUUUAGUUGAAGGUGUCCACUUUGACACCCAAGUUACCACGGUCUACAAGUGGACUGUAGUAGCAAGUUACCACGGUCUACAAGUGGACUGUAGUAGCAAGUUACCACGGUCUACAAGUGGACUGUAGUAGCAAGUUACUACGGUCUACAAGUGGACUGUAGUAGCAAGUUACCACGGUCUACAAGUGGACUGUAGUAGCAAGUUACCACGGUCUACAAGUGGCCUGUAGUAGCAACGUUUGGUUGAAGGUGUACACUUUGACUCCCAAGUUACCACGGUCUAUAAGUGGACUGUAGUAGCAAGUUACCACGGUCUACAAGUGGACUGUAGUAGCAAGUUACCACGGUCUACAAGUGAACUGUAGUAGCAAGUUACCACGGUCUACAAGUGGACUGUAGUAGCAAGUUACCACGGUCUACAAGUGGACUGUAGUAGCAAGUUACCACGGUCUACAAGUGGACUGUAGUAGCAACGUUUGGUUGAAGGUGUCCACUUUGACUCCCAAGUUACCACGGUCUACAAGUGGACUGUAGUAGCAAGUUACCACGGUCUACAAGUGGACUGUAGUAGCAAGUUAACAUGGUCUACAAGUGGACUGUAGUAGCAAGUUACCACGGUCUACAAGUGGACUGUAGUAGCAAGUUACCACGGUCUACAAGUGAACUGUAGUAGCAAGUUACCACGGUCUACAAGUGGACUGUAGUAGCAAGUUACCACGGUCUACAAGUGGACUGUAGUAGCAAGUUACCACGGUCUACAAGUGGACUGUAGUAGCAACGUUUGGUUGAAGGUGUCCACUUUGACUCCCAAGUUACCACGGUCUACAAGUGGACUGUAGUAGCAAGUUACCACGGUCUACAAGUGGACUGUAGUAGCAACGUUUAGUUGAAGGUGUCCACUUUGACACCCAAGUUACCACGGUCUACAAGUGGACUGUAGUAGCAAGUUACCACGGUCUACAAGUGGACUGUAGUAGCAAGUUACCACGGUCUACAAGUGGACUGUAGUAGCAAGUUACCACGGUCUACAAGUGGACUGUAGUAGCAAGUUACCACGGUCUACAAGUGGACUGUAGUAGCAAGUUACCACGGUCUACAAGUGGACUGUAGUAGCAAGUUACCACGGUCUACAAGUGGACUGUAGUAGCAAGUUACCACGGUCUACAAGUGGACUUUAGUAGCAAGUUACCACGGUCUACAAGUGGACUGUAGUAGCAAGUUACCACGGUCUACAAGUGGACUGUAGUAGCAACGUUUAGUUGAAGGUGUCCACUUUGACACCCAAGUUACCACGGUCUACAAGUGGACUGUAGUAGCAAGUUACCACGGUCUACAAGUGGACUGUAGUAGCAAGUUACCACGGUCUACAAGUGGACUGUAGUAGCAAGUUACCACGGUCUACAAGUGGACUGUAGUAGCAAGUUACCACGGUCUACAAGUGGACUGUAGUAGCAAGUUACCACGGUCUACAAGUGGACUGUAGUAGCAAGUUACCACGGUCUACAAGUGGACUGUAGUAGCAAGUUACCACGGUCUACAAGUGGACUUUAGUAGCAAGUUACCACGGUCUACAAGUGGACUGUAGUAGCAAGUUACCACGGUCUACAAGUGGACUGUUGUAGCAACGUUUAGUUGAAGGUGUCCACUCUGGAAGCAGAAGGCUGACAAGUGGCUCCAUCUAGUGGUCAAGUUGACGACGUGCAGGCCGACUGAACAUUGAUUGGCUCCAUAAAAAGACAUUUCUCCCAGCCAAAGACCUCAGACCGGAAGCAACAUCCUCACACUUGUUGGACACUGAGAUGGUUCUAGAAUAAAACUCAGCGCAGGACUGAAGAUUGUAAUAUAAAUGUGCCAACAAUAAACACCAGUAUUUCACGUA